GUUCAUGCAUCAGAUGAAAUAAGCAUUGGAGAGGGGGAAAUCAAAGCUGAAGUCUGUGCAAUAUAUACUUAUGGACAGCCUGUGCCAGGCAGUGUUAAAUUUGAGCUGUGCCGACCUCUAGUGCUUCAUCGAUGGAUCACCAUUAUUGAGCCAGAGGGACUCUCGAGCACGAUGCCCCCGUGCUACAGGGAGACAAAGCAGACAGGAAAGAAUGGCUGUGCCACAUUUAUGAUUGAGAUGUCCACUUUUACUAAACUUGGCAAACAGCCACUGCUGGAUAAACUGUAUCUCAAAGCCAUGGUGGAAGAGCAGGGGACAGGUACUUCACACUCACAAGGGAAAACAAUGGAGAUUUCUUACGUUGUUGGAAAGCUGUCCUUUAUUGACACACCCAAGAUUUAUGAGAAAGGAUCAAAUGUGGAGGGAAAAGUUAAAGCAGUUUACUUCAAUAACACACCUAUUCCUGACACACUGGUCUUCUUGUUCAAGAGUGAAAGUUGGUCAGGACGCACAGGACCUCUACUACAGAACCUCACUACUGACAGCAAUGGUAUCGCCACUUUCUCAUUAAGCACAACUAACUACGACAAAGACAUCGAGCUAACAGCUAGCCUGACACAACGCCCGGAGCAAACAUACCAAAGUCCACACUAUGAGAGAGCAGAACACACUCUGUCCUUGGUCCGGCCGUUUUCUCCUCAUUCUAAAACGGUCAGCUUUCUAGAGGUGAAGAAGAAGGAGAAACCACUUCCCUGUGAAAGAGAAGAGCCCAUCUCCAUCCAAUACACUAUAGUAGGAGAGACCCAGGGCUCUGUGGAUGUGAUGUGUUUGAUCUUAUCCAGAGGAACCAUCAUCAAGCAAGAACUUCAGAAGGUCACAGUGCAAAAGGAACCUGUGACUGAGGGGGAAGUGUCCUUUCAGUUGAAAGUGUCUCCAGAGAUGGCACCAGAGGUCCAGGUUGUUGCUUAUGCUGUCCUCCCCAGUGAAACUAUAAUAGCCCACAGUGCAGACUUCUCCACAGAGAAAUGCUUAAGUCACAAGGUGUUGUUGGAGUUUUCUCCGUCCUCAGCUGUUCCAGGAGAAGAAAGCAUCCUGAAGUUGACGGCCCAUCCAGACUCUCUGUGUGGCGUGAGCGCUGUCGACCAGAGCGUCCUCAUUAAGGAGCCAGGGAAGACUCUGAAUGUAGACAAGAUAUUUGACUUGUUGCCUGAUAAAAAAGCAUCCGGUAUUCCACAUGACGUUGAAGAUCCUGUAGCGUGUAUAAAUUUGAGACAAAGAAGAUAUGUUUUGCCGUACCCUGGACAUGGCGAAAAAGAUGACGCUUACACAGUUUUCCAGAAAAUGGGCCUGAAGAUGGCAACAAAUCUGUUCCUCAGGAUGCCAUCAUGUGUGAACUUUAAGGGAACAGAAUACUACAGUCAUCAUUUCCCUCGAUCAAGUAAGACACACGCUGAACAUUUACAAGCUAUAACUUCAGGAAUGUUCACUGUUUCAAGUUGACCACUGAUUCUGAUUGAAUAUUGUCCUGUUUCUUCAGACGUACUUCAUGUAUCUUUGGGUAGCGCAAUGAACUUUGGAGAUGCAGGUCCACCUCCACCAAUAGAGACGGCCCGCUCUUUCUUCCCUGAGACUUGGAUAUGGGACCUGGUGGAAGUUGGAAAGUCUGGAAUGAAAGAUGUGUCCCUCACUGUCCCAGACACCAUCACCACCUGGGAGACGGAGGCUUUCUGUUUGUCCCCUCAGGGUUUUGGCUUGGCUCCUCGUAAAGAGCUCACCGUCUUCCAGCCCUUCUUCCUUGAGCUCAGCCUGCCCUACUCCAUCAUCCGAGGGGAGCACUUUGAACUGAAGGCAACCACCUUCAACUACCUGUCCAGCUGUAUCAUGGUCACUGUGACUCCAGCACCCUCCUUAGAUUACACCCUCACCCCUCUCUCUGGUGACCAGUACACAUCCUGUCUGUGUGCCAAUGAACGCAAGACACUCAGCUGGACCAUGGCACCUUCAGUCUUAGGGGUCGUGAAUGUGUCAGUGAGUGCUGAGGCUGUGGCAUCCCACAGAUCAUGUGGCAAUAACAUUGUGACCGUGCCAGAGAGAGGUCGCGUUGAUGUGGUCACACGAUCUCUCAUAGUGAAGGCUGAGGGAACUGAGAUGACAAAGACUCACAACUGGCUGCUCUGCCCAAAAGGAGAGGCUUUGACAGAAGAAAUAGAACUACAACUCCCUGAGGAGGUGAUUGAUGGGUCUGCCCGUGCUUCACUAUCAGUUUUGGGUGACAUCCUGGGCCGGGCCCUGAAGAACCUGGAUGGACUGCUGAAGAUGCCGUAUGGAUGUGGGGAGCAGAACAUGGCUCUCCUGGCCCCCAAUAUCUACAUCCUCCAGUACCUGAAAAACACACAGCAGCUGACCCCAGCCAUCACGGAAAAAGCUACCAAGUUCCUGACUAGUGGCUACCAGAGGCAGCUGAACUACAAACACUACAAUGGUGCUUACAGCACAUUUGGACAUGGAGAAGGGAACACUUGGUUGACUGCUUUUGUGCUGAGAUCCUUUGCCAAAGCAAAGUCUUUCAUCUACAUUGACCCAGCAAAGAUUGAAGAAUCAAGGACUUGGCUGGAGAGACAACAGCUUCAAAAUGGCUGUUUCAAACAGUCAGGAAAACUCUUUAACAACAGAAUGAAGGGUGGUGUAUCUGAUAAAGUGACUCUCAGUGCUUACAUCACUGCUGCCUUCUUGGAGAUGAAUAUUUCAGUUGAUCAUCCUGUGGUGAAUAAGAGCUUGUCUUGCCUCAGGGAAUCCACCAGUGACCUCAGCAACACCUACACUACAGCUCUGCUGGCAUACGUCUUCACCCUGGCUGGAGACAUGGAGACCCGUGCUCAACUUCUGCAGCACCUAGACAAGGUUGCAUUACAAGAAGGAGAUUUCCUCCACUGGUCUCAGACAGCAACAGAAUCUUCAGCCUCUCUGUCUGUGGAGAUCAGCUCCUACGUGCUGCUGGCCAAACUUAGCACCUCCCUUUCUGCUGAAGACCUGGGCUACACCAGCCGCAUUGCCAGAUGGCUGACAGGCCAGCAAAACCAUUAUGGAGGCUUCUCCUCUACACAGGACACAGUGGUGGCUCUUCAGGCUCUGGCUCUCUACUCCACUGUGGUGUUCAGUCCAGAGGGUUCAAGCACAGUGACAGUCCAAUCACCCAGUGGCCAGCUGACAUUUGAUGUGAACCAGAGCAACAAACUGCUCUACCAGGAGAAGAUGCUGCAGGACGUGGCAGGAAAGUACAGUCUGGAGGUGAAGGGAACUGCAUGUGCGUCAAUGCAGAUUUCUCUUCAUUAUAACAUCCCAACUCCUGCUGAUGUCACCACUCUCAGUGUCGAGGUCAUACCAGAGGCUGACUGCCAAUCUCUGAGACCUAAACUCACUCUGAAGCUUAACUCCCUGUUCCAUGGUUACAGAUAUAGUUGGAAAGAGCCCACUACAAACAUGGUAAUGCUGGAUAUCAAAAUGCUCUCUGGAUUUGUCCCAGAUCCAGAAUCUUUGAAGAAGCUCAAAGGUGACCUGCUGGUGGAUCGUGUUGAAGAAAAGGAAGAUCAUGUUCUCGUGUACUUAAAGGAGUUACUGAAGUACAUACCCAUCAACCACAUCUUAAAGCUCGUACAGGAGCUCCCAGUGCAGAACCUGAAGCCAGCUGUGGUUAAGAUCUAUGACUACUACCAGCCAAGUGACCAGGCUGAGACAGAAUACAUCUACCCUUGUGCUGCAGCUUAAAGAGUGUUAUGUGGUCACCCAUCUCAGCUCCUCUGGAUCAAAGCAUUUUAAUAAAGCUACA
Molecule: messenger RNA, 3826 nt
Organism: Thunnus maccoyii (southern bluefin tuna)
Lineage: Eukaryota; Metazoa; Chordata; Actinopteri; Scombriformes; Scombridae
Product: alpha-2-macroglobulin-like
Exons: 30
Cellular component (GO): extracellular region
Molecular function (GO): endopeptidase inhibitor activity
Source: RefSeq, a predicted model, not a curated record